AUGACAUUAUUAAAUAGAGAAUAUGAAAGAUUAAAAAGAAUAUGGAGAAUAAUUUGGAAAUCAUAUUUUAUAAGACAAAGUAUUGUUUUGUUCCAAGUCAUACUAUUAAUGUAUUUAAUUAGUCAAGCGGUUAACAAAUUUCAAAUGUUAGAUAAUAAAACAACCAUUAAAGAUUUCAGCAAUUCAGAAUGCAAAAUUAAAAAUAAUUUAGAAGCAAACCCAGAUUGUUUCAAAGUAGGAUAUGAUUUUAAAAAAGUGUUGUUCUUCUAUAAUGAUGGUUUAGCAAGAGAUUUAUCAAAUGAUUUAGUACAGUUAUUUAAAGACAAUGGUAAUAUAUUCAGAAUUCAAAAUGAAGGUUUUCCAGCAUCAUAUGCUGUAUUCUCUAGUUAUAUUACUGGUAAUCCACCAACUAAUUUUAUGGGUGCCCCAAUUUUAUCAGAUAAUUUAAUAUAUCAACUCGCAAGUAAUGACAUACCUAUAGCUUACUAUGGCACCCGUAUGCCUGCUUAUGACGUUCUCGAAAAAGGUAAAUACUUUGAAAGAGUUAAGCUCGAAUAUGUUUCUAAAGAUAACACAAAACUAUAUACAAAUUUAUUCGAAUGUGGUGGUACUGCAGAAACUUGUUCAAAAAAAUUCUUAAAUGAUUUAAAAGAAGAUGGACUAAGUUCAUUUUUUUCAGGUGAUAUUAUUGAUGAAAGAAACCAUCAUACAGGUGAUAAACAUGACAAAGUUACAUUAGAAAUUAUAAAGAAUUGGAUAAAGAAUAUGAGAUACAUCAAAGAAUGGGUAGAUGAAAACCCAGAGUAUCUAUUGGUUAUAUUCAGUGACCACGGUGGUAAAUUAACAUCAGAAACAGCAGCCCAUGGGGCAAAUAAUGGUGGUAAUGAAGCUUUUAUGAUUAUUUAUAACUCUCAAUUAACACCAUUACCAAAAGAAAAACAAGAUAAAUUCAUCGACCAAGUUGAUGUUUGUUCAACAAUUUGGCAACAUUUCGCAGGAAGUGGUGUAAGCUUACCAGCAGAAAAUAUUGGUAAAAUCGCCCCAACAACAAUAGAUAAAGAAAAGAUUUACUAUACUUUAAAAUUAAACGCAAAUCAAUUAAAUCGUUUUGGUAACCAUUGGAACUACAAACUAAAAGAGUCAUCAUAUAAUGAGGCUGUGGAAUCAAAGGAUAAAGAUAUCGACCAUUCAAUUGAACUUUUCACAAAAUAUAUCAACUCUUUAAAACUUCCAUUUUUAAAUCUCAAAAAGUUCCCAACUACCGAAGUUGUUAUGUUCCCACUUUCAAUUGGCUUAUUAGUUUAUAUGCUUUUAUCGAAACAAUAUGGUAGCUUCAAGAAUCUUCAACUCCAAUUCCGUUUAAACUUUGCUCAUGUCGUUAUACCAUAUCUCAUUAUAGUUGGCAUUACUGGUUUAUUCAGUGGCUUUUGGGUUCUUUAUUGGCACGAUGAUAAUGAAUCUAUUCAUAUUUUUGUUGCCUCAUUAUUAACAACUUUAGUAAUGAAUUAUUCAUCAACUGCAACAAAAAUCGAAAUAAAUACAAACAAAAUCAGUAUAAAUGGUGAUGAUUUACCACAAAGCAGUAAUGAUAAUAAUAAUAAUAACAAUAAUGAUAGAAGCGAAGAUUUUGAUAACGAAGAAAAUGAAGAAGAAGAAAUAGAUGAUUAUAUAGAAAUGAAGCCACAAUCCUCCAGUCACAGUAUAGAAAUUAAUCAUAAUAGUCCAUUAAAUAAUAAUCAUUUAAAUAAUGUAAUUAAUAGUGCAUUCUCUCCAUCACUUUCAUCAUCAGGAUCACAUAACUCAACUGUAGUUUCAGAAUUUAGCGAACUAACACAACCAUUAGCUUCAGAAUAUAGACCUCCAAACUCAUGGGUUUUAAUUUACUCUUUUUAUAUUUUCUUUAUGGCUGUAAAUUUAUUUUUGUUGACAAUUCCAUUAGAAGAUUUAUUAUUGGUUCACUUUUAUAAAGGUUCAUUUUUAAUUGCUUUUGUUUAUUUGAUGGUCGAAUUUUAUAUUCAAAUUAAAAAACUAAAGGCCCAUUAUGCAGAUAAAAACCAACCUAAGAAAGAAUAUUUUUAUUCAGUUUAUUUAAAAUUUAUCAUCUAUUCACUAGUAAUGAUUUCAAUUUAUUACUAUGACAAAGCAUGGAAGCAACAACAUAGCAUACGUUAUGAGUUAGCAUUUUUUGUAUAUUCAGUUAUAUUUAUUCAUUCAAUAGCAUUAUUAUUUAGCUCAAGAUAUUAUCAGUCCGAUAUAGUUUUACCAAUUUCAAUGCUUUUAUAUUAUUUAUCUAAUGAUAAAGAAAGAUUAUAUUUAGUUUUAUUUGUUAUACCACAGUUUUAUUGUAUCAGUAAUGUAUUUUAUUUCAAACUAUUCAAUGUAUUCCAACCAAUAUUAAAACAAUAUAGAAAAGCAUAUUCAACAUUAAGAACAAAUAAUUUGGAUGAAAGAAAGAUGAAGCAAAUCUUCAACUAUAGCUUAAAAGAUAUCAAUUUCUUUACAGGAAUAACAGAUCAUUUCUUACCAUUUGUAGUGUUAUUAAUGAUAAGUAUAGCAUUAUCAUGUUUCCAACUUAUGAAGAUGAAUUUCCAAAUAGGUGAUGUUGCAAUUUAUGUACCAGGUGUAUACGAUCCUCCAACCAAACCAAUCUUUUCUGGUAUUGUUAUGGGUGUUCAUAAAUUAGGUUACUUUUUCUUAUUGGGUGCUUUCUUAAUUAAACUUGCAAAUCCAUGUCCUCCUGCUCUAGUCUUAAAACAAUGGAAUAUUGGCAAUGGUAAAACUAUCUCAUUUGGCUACAAGUCUAAAAGCAAUGCAGAUUACAAUCGUAUCGUUGAAAGCCUAAAUACUCAAGUCUGGGGUUUCCUCAUGUUGCUUUUAUUAUGUGGUCUUUUCUUUUUCCAUUUAGGUUAUUAUAAUUUUAUGAUAACAAAAUCUUUUGUUUUCACCGUUACUCUUAGUGUGGUGGUAGUAUUCUAUGGGGUUUCUUUGGUUUGCUCUUCUUUAGGUGGAAUUUUUCAAAAUCUUUUCUACAAAUACAUUUUAAAAAAAUCAAUCAUUCAUCAUAGUUUACCAAAUUUAAAUUCAAGUUUCGAUCCAAACAAUUUCCAAUAUAAAAAAAUAAGUUAUAAUUAA
Messenger RNA from Dictyostelium purpureum, 3132 nucleotides. RefSeq lists its product as uncharacterized. The transcript has 4 exons. Gene Ontology annotation, biological process: GPI anchor biosynthetic process. NCBI's taxonomy places the organism in Eukaryota, Evosea, Eumycetozoa, Dictyosteliales, Dictyosteliaceae. Gene Ontology annotation, cellular component: endoplasmic reticulum membrane. Bases 1 to 3132 code for a protein of 1043 amino acids. The record is from RefSeq and is a predicted model, not a curated record. Gene Ontology annotation, molecular function: mannose-ethanolamine phosphotransferase activity.